Cornus florida is the source of this 1751-nucleotide messenger RNA. RefSeq names its product protein trichome birefringence-like 3. The transcript has 6 exons. The annotation marks the transcript as partial. NCBI's taxonomy places the organism in Eukaryota, Viridiplantae, Streptophyta, Magnoliopsida, Cornales, Cornaceae. Gene Ontology annotation, cellular component: Golgi apparatus. The record is from RefSeq and is a predicted model, not a curated record. Gene Ontology annotation, molecular function: O-acetyltransferase activity.
CCUACACUAUGGACCAUUAAUUUAGUUAAUAACUCAACCACACUUGACUUUAGCUUCACUCCUACUCAAAAAAACAAUAAAACACACCACAAAUCCCCUCUCAAAGUCCUCAUCAUUCUGUUUCUCCCCAAAACUCCUACCCUUAUUCUUCAUCCACCAUUGAGCUUCUCUGCAUCCUUCACAAUGGCGGGCACGGUGAAACCCCCUCGAGGGAAGCUUCCUCUCCCGGUAAUUGCUGUUGUCAUCUGCGCCUUCACUUUCAUCCUUCUCCUAUCCACAGAAAGAAUUAGUUUUCUCUCUUCCAACACUACUUUCAAGCUUAAACCCUGUCCUAAACGACACAUUGCCAAGACUACCAAGUCUAAAACAGGGGAGAAUCAAAUUAAGUACGAAGUGGAUGACAGAUUUGAGUUCGAUCCAAGUGAGUGUGGUAGUGUUGGUACUCAAGGCAAGUGGGUGUUUAACGCUUCAAUCAAGCCUCUGUACUCGGACAGGACAUGUCCAUAUCUUGAUAGGCAAGUUUCUUGUGUCAAGAAUGGUCGACCAGAUUCUGACUACCGCUACUGGGAAUGGCAGCCAGAGGAGUGUAUGUUGCCUAGGUUCAAUCCUAAACUUGCCCUUCAUAAACUUAGAGGAAAGAGGCUAAUGUUUGUUGGGGAUUCACUACAAAGAGGUCAGUGGCAAUCUUUUGUUUGUCUCGUCGAAUUCAUUAUACCUAAGAACCAGAAGUCCAUGCGACGGGGCAAGGUUCAUUCAGUCUUCACAGCCAAGGAAUACAAUGCAACAAUUGAGUUCUACUGGGCACCAUUUCUGGUUGAGUCCAACACUGAUAUCCAUGUACUACCAGAUCCAAGGGAUAGAAUACUAAGAGUGGAUUCAGUUUCCAAGCAUGCCAAACACUGGAUGGGAGUGGAUAUCCUUGUCUUCAACACCUAUGUUUGGUGGAUGAGUGGCCUCAAGAUCAAGUCACUAUGGGGUUCAUUUGCAAAUGGGGAAGAAGGAUAUGAAGAGUUGGAUGCCCCUGUUGCCUACCGAAUAGGAUUGAAGACAUGGGCAAACUGGAUUGACUCAACCAUUGAACCGAAUCAAACCCGUGUUUUCUUCACCACAAUAUCUCCAACACAUCAGAGAAGUGCAGACUGGAACAAUAAGGAUGGGAUUAAAUGUUACAACGAAACAAAACCAGUCAAGAAAAAGGGUCACUGGGGAACUGGUUCUGAUAAAAGGAUUAUGAAUGUGGUGGCAGAUGUAGUGGACAAAAUGAAAAUCCCUGUGACUUUCAUAAACAUAACACAGUUAUCAGAAUACCGAAUUGACGCUCACUCGUCGAUUUACACUGAAAUGGGAGGUGAUCUGCUGACUGAUGAGCAGAAAGCUGAUCCGCUACAUUAUGCAGAUUGCAUCCAUUGGUGCUUGCCUGGAGUUCCUGAUACAUGGAAUCAAAUAUUUCUAGCACAUUUAUAGUGCUGAAGAGAAAUGAACACCAACCCGUGUGUUUAUGUGAUUACAAAAUGUCAAUUAUAAAUAGUUUUUUGAAAUUUGUUUCCCCUAUAUUGAAUUUAUUUGUCACAUCUAUCGACUGAUAUGUCCCUUUUCUUGUCAGUAGAUGAGAGUUUGAUUUAUACACCAAACCAAAACAUAGUCUUGCUUGCAAGUUCCUGCACAAUUUACUCAUUAAAAGAGACUAUGAUUGCGAAAUCUACUCUUUUUCUGUUUUUAAAAAGUUUUAUUAAAAAUGUUAAUAUUUCCCA